AUGGAAAUAACUUACGUAUACACGAGACUACGAUCAAACUUCGGUCGUCACUACAAAUUCAAAGAUUCGGAAGAUAAAAUCCUGUGCGACAUCAAACCGGAUCCGGAGAUAUCCCAAUCCUUCAUCGAUAGGGACCCGGUGGAUAGGGGCGUGCAAUGUACGGUCGAACAGUCCGUGCAAGAAGUGAAUACGGAAAGACGGAAAAUGGAGACGAAAUCGGUGAACCAUGUGGAGGGCGGCUGGCCACGAGACGUCCAUUACUACGAUCCGGAUCAAGUGGCCAGGUUUCGCAAGAAGAUUGAGAAGGAUGAUGUCUAUAUCGAGACUGUUAAGAAACUGGCCGAGACAAUGGAAAGAUAUAUAAGGCAGAACAACUCUCUCGAUAUAUACGAAGACUACUUUGGCGGAGCUGAGAGCAUUUUAGACUUGAAUAAACCGACUUUGAAAAUUAUAAACCUCUUUAACGAUCAGAACGAGAUCAAAAGGCCAGUCUCUAGUUUAUCGUGGUUCACUGAUGGCCCCAAGAAAGUUGCAGUGUCUUACGCCGAUCCGGAAUGCCAGGAUCACUUCUUCGUUUCCAACUUCUAUAACUGUUACAUUUGGGACGUUGAAUCACCCCACAACGCCGAAAUGACCCUACGCCCGCAAUCGCAAGUGGCCUGCCUAGAAUACAACCCGAAAGAUCCACACACGAUUGUGGGGGGUCAGUACAACGGCCAGGUGGUACUCUGGGAUUGCAGGGGCAAAGGUACCCCCUACGAAAGUUCGGAUGCACUUAAAGGUCAUAAGGACGUUGUGAGGUCACUCGUCUGGAUUCAGAGUAAAACGGGAUGUGAACUUUUCUCCGCGUCCUUAGAUGGCCAGGUCUUAUGGUGGGACACAAGGAAGCUGACCGAGUAUACGGAAGUAAUGUACCUCGACCCAACCAGAAAGCAGGAGGCCACCAAGUCUAUCGGGGCCCAGUGUCUCGAAUUUGAAAGCACCAUCCCAACAAAAUUCAUGGCGGGCUGUGUCGAAGGUUCAAUCCUGAUCUGCAACAGAAAGGCAAAGUCAGCCGUCGAGAAGGUUUCCACAGUCUACACUGGAGUGCAGAAGAGCCCCGUGUACAGCUUGCAGAGAAAUCCAUUCUUCUUAAAAAACUUUCUUAGUUGCAGCGCAUAUCAGAUCAGGUUCUGGUCAGAGGAUUGGAAGGAAUCUUCAAUCUGGUGCAGCCGGGAAUUUACGUCACACGCCACGUUUUCAUGCUGGAGCCCUACACGCCCUUCUGUCUUGUACACUGCGAUGGCCAAUGGGAUGAUAAGCUGUUGGAACGUUCUACUCAACCAGAAGGAGCCCGUCUUCAAAAUGCCCAUAUCGAAGCAAGCGCUCAGGUGUAUGAAGAUGUUUGAGAAUGGAAAGUUUCUGGUAGUAGCCGGCGACGACGGGAUGACGACGCUGCUGAGGGCUUCUGAUGAUUUGGUGGUGGCUGAAAAAAACGAAAAAAAAGAACUUGGAGAAUUUUUUGAUAGAGAGACAAAAAGAGAAAAAAACUUGGAAGCGAUGCGAAGGGAGAAGAGGAAGGUGAAGUCUCAGAGUCCAAAGGAGAGCAGCGUUAGUAGGAGAAAUUCCUGA
Molecule: messenger RNA, 1611 nt
Organism: Helobdella robusta
Lineage: Eukaryota; Metazoa; Annelida; Clitellata; Rhynchobdellida; Glossiphoniidae
Exons: 11
Coding region: 1-1611 (536 amino acids)
Biological process (GO): outer dynein arm assembly; cilium movement
Cellular component (GO): outer dynein arm
Molecular function (GO): dynein light chain binding; dynein heavy chain binding
Source: RefSeq, a predicted model, not a curated record